Messenger RNA from Chlamydomonas reinhardtii, 2887 nucleotides. RefSeq lists its product as uncharacterized. The transcript has 12 exons. The record is from RefSeq and is a predicted model, not a curated record. Lineage: Eukaryota; Viridiplantae; Chlorophyta; Chlorophyceae; Chlamydomonadales; Chlamydomonadaceae. The coding region runs from base 79 to 2376 and encodes 765 amino acids.
GAUAUCCUCGACCGCACAAGGCAAGGAAACGCGACAGACAGUGGGACAGCAGGUGGGACAGCGACAGCAAGGUGAAGCAUGCACGGCUCGCGGCUCCGGCCGCGCCGGAGCAGCGCGACACAAGACAUUCCUGCUGGUCCAUCUACGCCCACGGAGGAUGUAAGGCUAGGCGGCAAGCUCACGGGCAGCGGUAUCCCAUCCUCGCCGAGCCCCGCAACGCUCGCCCAGAUUUCGACGGUUCUCGCGCACCAAAUCGGCAACUUUCUUCCACAGAAUGACCUACUGGCAGCUCGCCUUGUUUGCAAGCUUUGGAAGGAAUUGCUGCCGCGAGAUCGCAAGCACGUCGAGGUGUCGCUGAGCCCUAUUACCCACGACGGGCCCAGCGCGCUGGAGGCCGUCCCGGCAAUCUUCCCGCAGCUCGAGUCCCUGGGCCUCAUCGUGUGCGAGCGGCUGCAGCCCUCCGUGUUCAUGGCCGUGGCCGCGGCCAUGGCGGGCGAGAUCUGGUACGCGUCGCGCCUGCGCCAUCUGACCUUCCAGACCACAUCGCCCCCUGACUCCAAGUCGAGCGCCUGGCCCACGGCCAUGCCCUUCUGGCCCAUCUGCCUCUCGCCUCUCACGGGGCUGGAGUCGCUAUCCUUCAUCGGUCGGGCGCCGUCUGCGGAGCAGCUGAGCGUGAUUGCGGCCGAGCAGAAGCAACUGACGUCGCUGGUGGUGGCGCUGGGGCCAGCGCAGGACACCUCGGCGCCCAGCACCGACCUGGCCGCGCGCUGCGGCGUGCGCAUGUCGGCGCUGCCGGCUGUGUGCGAGCUGCAGUGCCUGGUGCGGCUGGACCUGCAGCUGGCCGACCGUGACUGGACCGACUUUGGCGCGGAGUCGCACCUGCGGGGGCUGGCCGGCCUGACGCAGCUGCGGGAGCUGAGGCUGCGCAACGGCGCGAUCCACACGGAGCUGGCGCACGAGCUGCUGCGCGGCCUGCCCGAGCUGCGGCACGUCACCCUGACGCUGGCGGAGGAGGCGCAGGACGCAGUCAGCUAUAGCCGCAAGGACCUGGCGCUGUGGCGGCGGCUGCACAGCCUGGAGCUGCGGCUGCAGGGCCGGCACCUGGAGGCGGACGUCAAGCUGCUGCAGCUGGGCCUGGCGCCGGGCAGCCUUCGCGCGCUGCACCUCAGGUCCUGCACGGUGUCGCCCUAUGCGCUAGCGACGCUGUCGUCCCUGGUGGGCCUCAACGAGCUCUCCUUUGACGCUUGGACCAUCGCGGCGCCGGCUGCGGGCGCAGGCCAGGGGCAGCAGGCGGCGGCGCUGCGCAGUGCGCUGACGGGGCUGCUGCGCGGGCCACUGGGGCGGCAGCUGCAGGUGCUGCGGGUGGACGUGGCCGGUGACGGCCGGGACAUCUACGAGGAACUGCCGAGCCUCGCGGCCAGCUGGGGGCAGCUGCGCACACUGCACCUUGUGGGCGCCGCUGCCUUCCGCCUGUCCGCCACCGGCGCCCUGGCCGGCCUGAGCGGUCUCACAUCUUUGCGUGAGCUGCGGGUGGCGGUGCAGGGCGCCGCAUGCGUCGACGGCGCCUGCCUGCGGGCGGCCUGGCUGCCGCCGCACCUCACUUCCCUAGAGCUGGCGGGCGUGCACCUGCCCUGCGGCGAGCUGCAGGCCGAGGGUGCACUCGGGGCCGCGGGCGCCUGCGCUGGUGCAGGCACCGGCGGUUCAGCGGCGGCUGAGGCGCGCGAGGCGCGCGAGGCGCAGCUCCGGCGCCGAAGCCAGGUCCGGUGGAAGGACCAAGAGGGGUCCGUGGAGGGUGGCCAAGCGGCUCAGGGCACUAGCCACCGGCGAGCGAGCGGGGCGGGGGCGGUCAAGCGCCGCAACAUGGAGCCCAGCGGCGCAGAGGAGGCUGGGCCGUCGCAGGCGGCCACUGCCGGCGGCUGCGGGUGUCUAGGCCACGCCCGGCUGGCGACCCUGGAGCGGCUCAGUCUCCAGUUCUGCCGCUUCGGCUGCUGCGAUCACAUGCAGGCUGCGCUGGGCGCGGGUGUGCUUCCCCGGCUGGCUAGCCUUGAGCUGCGUGAGGUGGUUGGGCUGACGGAGGAGCAGCUGGCCGGGCUGGCGGGGCUGACGCAGCUCAGCAGCCUGUCGGUGUGCGCCAUGAACAACUCGGGCAUCGGCAGCGUCAGCAUGGGUGUGGUGAGCAAGCUGACGGGCCUCACGCGGCUCCAGUGGCACGCCGGAGACUCACUGGACACACCCGUGGACCCGGCAGUGCUCAAGAACCUGCAGCGGCUGGCGGUGCUGCAUGUGAGCAGCGGCCAGUACUGGCGCAUGGGCCGCUGGCACGUGAACUCGGCCCUGGUGGAGUCCAACCCUCGCUGCGAGCUGGCCGCCAGCUGAUCACCGACCUGCUGCUUCUCCGUACUGGCAGGAAGCGUGUGUGUGUAGGCCCGGUGGGGCGAUUGGGUCAAGCAGGAGGGAGUGUUAACGGUUGUGUGGCGGGUGCAGGAAGGUUCAGCAGGGCAGGAGGUGCAAGCAGUUGCGCGCGCAGAGUGCUUGUAGGCACACAGGAGGACUGUGACCGAACAGGGUUGCAUGCCAGUACCAUACCAUACAGGGGUACCCUCGAUGUCAUGUGCAGCAGAGGUGGCGUGCGAGCAGGUGGUGCUUAGUUGGUUAGGCAUAUUGUGGGGUUCCUGUGCUGUGGCACCAUGUAGAUACAGGCGCAGCAGCGGCCGGGCACACCAUGAUUGUACGGUGAUUACAGAUAGAGGAACCGGUAUCGCAGGGUGGUGACCGCCGGGCUGCGCGGGCCCAGCAGAAUGCGAUGCAAUAAAGGAAAGGAACGUGCGUUUGGAGGUGGCCUGGAGAGACCACGGCAGUUAAGGGCCAUCUGUAACAAGGAGGUGGC